AUGAGAUUUGUGAGAUCGAGGAAGUCUUAUAUUUUUAUCAGCUUCGGCCUUAUAAUAGCUCUUUUUCUUUUUACACACUGGAGAUCAUACAAAAUUCUUGUUGAAAAAGGUCACGAAGAAAGAGUGACACAUGCUAAAGACAAUAAGCUUGGAAGUCAUGAUCAGCUGAGCGGGAAGAUGACCCAGCAAAACUGCUCACCGGAAAGUGGCUUGCAAACAUCCGCCCACUGCAGAAAGAAAGGUGAAGAUGGAAUUGUAUGCUUUUUUAGCGCAGUGAUGUCAGUCCAAUAUGUGUCAUAUCAUAUUUUUGCCUCUAAUAUUCUGGUCACUUUCGAAUUCCUUUUAAGCGGUAACUUGAUAACGGCGUAAUUUGGGAUUACCGCAGUCCAUAAACUGUGAGAUUUUAAGUCACUGAUCCAGUAUAUAAAUAUGUAUAUAUAAAUAUAUACAUAUAUAUAUAUACUGACAGAUUUUACGCCGUUAACUAAGAUAUUUAUAAAUUAUGUUACUAUAUAUAUUCCCCUUUUUAAGAGUCAACUGCUUUUCGUGGAAACAAAUUAGUUACUCUAAUUAACUAAUUUCUUAAAGUUGGAGCUGGUUAUCGCGUGACUUAAUAGUGCAGGUGAUUUCCAAAAAUACGAACAAGAGUUCAAAAAACAGGGCAAUAGCCUUGAAUUCCAAAAGCUGUAUUUCUGUGUUGCUCUGUAUCUGUUCGGUAGCACAUUACAGAUGAUGUCAAAAAUGUAAUAAGAACAAAAACGUGGUACACGAGGUGAGGCAGAGUUUGUCGCUGAUGUGCUUACGACACUUUUGACGUCUUCUGUGACCUGUUACUGUUCAGGCAAUCGGCAACAUGGAAUCUAUUUCUUUUAUAUGAUAGCAAAGCAAAAUAUUGUUAAUGGUGAUCUCAUUUAGGCAUCUGUCCUUCAAUAGACCAUAAUUAAGGACCACUCGUAAUGCGUGUAUGAUUCAGUUUUGAGAACUCUCUUGACUUGUGACUCCUUGAUCCUUAGGAAUUCCUGGGAAAUCUUUGAUCUUUUUUCCUAUUCUGGGAACUUCCCUGUGAUAAGGAAAAAGUUUAGAAAGCACUUUUGAGGAAACUGUUGGAUUGAUACUUUUUGCCAAAUUUUCAGGAGACUUUUAUCAGUGAAAUAGAAUGACAAAGCUUUUAUUACAUGUGUUUAAUUUUGAACUCUGGUGUGGAAUAUUUGAUUUUUUUACACUGGAAAAGAUAAUAAGUAUGCAUCCCCACCCCCUUCAUUUACAAGUCCCUCCUCCUGACAUUUUUAUUUUGGGCUUACCCAGUAACUCUAUAAUUCCCAGAAGUGACCAACAUGUAACUUCUCCCUUUGAUAUCCAUAUGUUUUCUAGCAAACAGUUAAUGAGAAAACUAAAACUUAUUGGGAAGAAGUUUUUAUCUUGAUCUUACACCAAAUUCUCAUAACUCAUUUUCAAGGAAUUGUGUUGCAGCAAGAGUAGAGAAUUAACAAUCAGAUCUUGGGAGUUAAAGGGUUAAACAAGAUCAAGAUUGAGAUCAACUUUAUUUAAACAGGCUAGCCUAUUAUCAACAUUAUAAAAAGCUGGUUUCCAGUAGAAGCAUGAAAACACACAUCAUGUACAGACCUUUUACCUCUCUGUUAGAAUAGUUAGCUGUAUGAAGCAGUAAUUUCUGAUUCCUUCUCUCUCCUUUUGUUUUGAGAUUAAUAUUUCUCUCAAAAGAGUUUUUAAAGAAAAUGAAUGGUUGUUGUUUUUCUUUAUUUUAGGUAUCCUUGGGGUGGCACCCUCAAAUUUAUCAAGUUAUAAGCCUAACUUAAUGGGCCUCUUUGCAUGUUUGUCUGGAGAACUGAGCAUCAGUUGGACAUCUGUUAACGAUGAUUACUGUGAUUGUCCAGAUGGUAGUGAUGAACCAGGCACAGGAGCAUGUCCAAAUACAAGGUGAACACACCAAGCCAGAGAUAAGCUAAAUUAUAGCAAAAUUGAUCAGAUAGAGGUAGCUGCAGAACAGGCCACCUUUUUUGCAGUUAGGCAUAAGGGGAGAGGUAGAAAUGAUAUGCCCUUUCUGCUCACCUUACACUCUACCCUUAAAAUUGCCUCCGCUUUCCUGAAAAAUGCGGAAAAAGCACUCUCUGUUGUGCGAGCUGAGAUGGAAAAAUAUUGGAAGUGUCAAUGAUGUCUUCAACUCUUCGAGAGGUGGACAGUGGUGGUUCUGAAUGCAAUACAACUGCAAAAGAUUUGGCAAAUACCACAAUACUUCAAUAACUACCUGAAAUUCAAUUUCACCCAUCAAAAUCACUACUCUAUAUGUUAUGUUUAGACUGAGAAAAAAAACAGAAAGAACAAGUAGGGAUUUUUUUGAUGAACAGUGUGUUGGGUUAUUGCCAAUUUCAGCUUGUUUGUGAAACAAUUGGAAACUGGAAAAGGCUCAGAAAAGGGUGGAGGACUUGAAGGAGAAAAUGCUAAAGAAAUGUAUCUUGCACAUCCAGAGAAUACUGCUAUACCACAAAUUAUACAAUAUUAAAAUUAGCAAAAUACUGCAAGAAAAAAGUCCAAUACCGCAAACCCCAAUGCCCCUCCCUUCCUCUCCCCCCCCCCUCCUUCAAUCCCAGAGUAUCUAAUAUCUCCUUUGAAUACCAUUCUUGAAUAAAACAUUAGGGUCAUGAGAAUAAAGGAAAUGAUCACAAACUGAAGAAGGUGAUGAUUCUGUUCAACAAAUUCUCCUCUUUGGCAUCACAGGAAAUCUAUAGAGAACAUUAUGGAGAAUAUGCAUAUUGAUGUUAGAUUGUAAAGGAUUAGAUAGAAAGUAGUAGUGUCCAAGCUAAGGAUAUCCUUGGGUUUUAUGUAGCAAGAAGUAAUUUCAUGUGAGGGUACUACAACCUCAUUAUCAGGGUCUCUCCACUUUCCUUCCUUUUGAACAAGGAAGAGGAAGGGAAGAUGAGAGACCCUGGGAUUGAGGUUGGGGCUGCCUUUGGAUGGAGAGUAAGUUCAUUACAGUUGGCCCUCCUCAGCUUUGCAUCUAUUAUCCCUGUCAGUUAACUGGUACCCAUUUAUACUCUUGGGUGGAGCAACACUGUGGAAGUAAACCUUUUUAACCAAACUAACAGUACACAACACUGAUAACUCUAAUCAAAGAUCUGGAACCCAGUGUGUCCACCAUUGAUUUUACUCUGACAGUCUCUUAACCCUUUAACUCCCAGAUCAAAUUUGUAAUUCUCCUUCCUGUCAACCACACAAUUCUUACAAUAUCAGUUUAGAGAAUUUAGUAUUGGAUCAACUAAUUAUCCUCACAAGGAUAGUUUUCUUUAUUCUCAUCACUUAUCUGGUUGAUAUUGUAUGGAUAUUGUAAGGAGAAAUUCUGUCUUGGUCACUCAUGGGAGUUAAAGGGUUAAGUGAAGCAUGAAAAUGUAAGUCCAUGGUUGUCAUUCUGACUUCCAUGGUUUUCUGUGAGUUCUUUUCUGUUUGCUCCACUAAGUUGACAGUUUUAUCUUUUACAGAUUCUACUGCGCUGGCGGAGAACAUUACUUGCCCUCUUCUCGUAUUAAUGAUGGAAUAUGUGACUGUUGUGAUGGAUCUGAUGAGUGGAAGAAAUUGACUGUCAGAGAAGAUGUGUUACAGAAACAUAACUUUGAUAUGAAAUAUGUGCCCUGUCAAAACUUCUGUUGA
Pocillopora meandrina is the source of this 3660-nucleotide messenger RNA. The record is from the annotation of a GenBank genome assembly. NCBI's taxonomy places the organism in Eukaryota, Metazoa, Cnidaria, Anthozoa, Scleractinia, Pocilloporidae.